AUGCGCAGCUUCUUCGCUAUCUUCCUCACUCUGCUCGUCUCAGUCGUCGUCAUCACCACGGCUAAUCCGUUGCUAUACCGUGCUCCACAGAUGUAUGAUGAUGUGCAGUUCGUAAAGAGGAGUAAUGCGGAGUUGAUAAAUGGCCUCAUUGGAAUGGACCUUGGUAAACUGUCAGCAGUCGGCAAGCGAUCGAAUGCAGAACUGAUCAACGGACUGCUCGGGAUGAACCUGAACAAAUUGAGCUCGGCUGGUCGACGAUGA
Molecule: messenger RNA, 261 nt
Organism: Cooperia oncophora
Lineage: Eukaryota; Metazoa; Nematoda; Chromadorea; Rhabditida; Trichostrongylidae
Source: the annotation of a GenBank genome assembly